UUUAUAAAAAUUGAAAAAACACGAUCAUGGGCAAGACCAAGCCAAAAUCCUCCAAAAAGUCCAAAAAAGAAAAGAAGGAGAAGAAGAGUAAGAAGGAUAAGAAAGCGAAGAAGUUAAAGAAACUUAUGCAGAAGAGAAAGGGAAGUAGCGAAGAGAGUGAUCAAAGUGAAGAAGAGUUUAUACAGAAAGUAUUGGCCAAGAAGAAGGAAGCGAAGAAGGAAGUGGAGAAGGAAGUGAGUGAACAAGAGAAAGAUAGGGAGAGUGCUAGUGAGCAGGAGUGUAGUAGUGAAGAAGAGAAAGUGGAGAUUAAGGAAUGUGAAUUUUUAAAGGAGCCUGAGGUAGUUCCAGAGCCAGUCUCAAAGGUGGAGAAAAAGACCCAUACUUUGUCCAUUGUGAUUCCAGCUUCGAUCAUUGAUAAUGCCCAAAGUUUUGAGCUUAAAACUUAUCUUGUCUGACAAAUAGCAAGAGCUGCUGUGAUAUAUUGUGUUGAUGAGAUUAUUAUUGUUGAAAGUAGAGGUAGAUAUUCGAGUUCUCUUGCAAAAUCAAAUCCUACUGAAUUUUUUGUAAGGAAUUUAGAAUAUCUUGAAACACCUCCUUACCUUCGUAAGGCUCUAUUUCCAGUGUGUCCAGAAUUGAAAUUCUCAGGAUUAAUGAACCCUCUUAAUACCCCUCAUCAUUUCAAGCCGGAUGAAUGGAGUCAAUUUAGAGAAGGAGUAGUGAUUAAUCGUCCGAGCAAGAAAGGAAAUGGGUCUUGGGUAUCCACUGGCCUCAAAAAGGAUACGCAAGUAGAUCUCCUAAUAGAAGAAGGAACCAGAGUUACUGUUAAAUUCCAUGAAACAGAUUUCACAAAGAAGAAGCAUUAUGAAGGAACUGUUGUCUCAACUGAGGAGGCUAGUCAAGAACUCGACAAAUAUUGGGGAUAUACUGUUAGAGUUGCUGAAAACAUCAACCAAUGCUUCUCAGAUAGCCCUUAUGAAGGAGGCUACGAUUGCCUCCUUGGUACCAGUGAUAAAGGAGAAUUCGUUGAAGAUGCUGACUUCUCUCAAUUCCAAGGAGUAAAGCAUGCUCUGCUCUUCUUUGGAGGACUAGAAGGAAUUGAAGGACUUAUCGAACACGAUGAGAGUGUAAAUCUCCAACCAGAAGAAGCAGGAAAGUUAUUCCACAAAUAUUUGAACACUUGUCCAAACCAGGGAACAUGGACUAUUCGGACAGAGGAAGCCAUCCUUAUAUCUCUGUGUAAGAUCUGCCCGAUCUUAAAUAAAUAUUAA
Molecule: messenger RNA, 1268 nt
Organism: Moneuplotes crassus
Lineage: Eukaryota; Ciliophora; Spirotrichea; Euplotida; Euplotidae
Source: the annotation of a GenBank genome assembly